Zonotrichia leucophrys gambelii is the source of this 1889-nucleotide messenger RNA. It is a transcript of the gene MRPL3, whose product is annotated as mitochondrial ribosomal protein L3. Gene Ontology annotation, biological process: translation. The record is from RefSeq and is a predicted model, not a curated record. Gene Ontology annotation, cellular component: mitochondrial large ribosomal subunit; ribosome. Gene Ontology annotation, molecular function: structural constituent of ribosome. The transcript has 10 exons. Bases 25 to 1431 code for a protein of 468 amino acids. Lineage: Eukaryota; Metazoa; Chordata; Aves; Passeriformes; Passerellidae.
GUGCCUAAGGGGUGUUUGCCAGCGAUGUAUCCCACCAGCCGCUGCCAUUUUCCCGUUUUAGACACGCGUGUGUGUCUGAAAUCCCAGGAUUUCACUGCCUUGCGCCUGCAACGCAGGCAGAGGAGCCGUGGUAGGGAUGGAAGGGCUGCGGGGGAAAGGGACCGGUGGCUAUUUCUGCACGUUCUCGCCCUUGGGCGAGGUAUACCCCGCCGAGUCAGAGCAGCUCCAUCGGCCACGGGUGCUGCAACCCACGCCCACGAUUUUGGGGCGAUUCGGGAGGUUUUUUUGUCACUCUGGAGCUCGCCGCCCGCGGGGCGGAACUCUGUGUCCGGGGCAGCACGGAAGGUUUCCAGCGGCGGACGCGGCGGGGCCGGAAGGCGGCUGCGGCUCCGCCGGGGUGGCGGCAUGGCGGGCUGGGGGCGGCUGGCCCGGCUCGGCGGGCGCCUCUGGGCGGCGGCGGCGCCGGCUCCCGUUCCCGGACACAGGGGUCAGCUGGGCUUUGUAGUCAGACACAUCAACAGUUCAACAUGGUGGCACGAGCAUCUUUCUGAGGAGAAUGUGGAGUUCCUCAAGAAGAUAACUGCAGAGGAGUACAAAGCUCAGACAGCCAGCAAGCUGUGCCCUCUGAAAGAUGAGCCAUGGCCACUGAAUAAGUGGACACCAGAUUCCAUCAGAGUUGGUGUUGUUGCAGUAAAACUGGGAAUGAUGCCAAUAUGGACCAAAUCAGGAGAAAAACACGCUGUCACAUUACUUAAGGUCCAAGAUUGCCAUGUCUUAAGAUAUGUUUCAAAGGAAGAGUCGGGUGGAAAAACAGCUAAGCUGCUUGUUGGAGGCAAAAAUGUAUCUCCUUUUUCUAAACCAGAGUCUGCACAUGAAAUUUUUAGAGAAGCUGGAGUGCCACGGAAGCAGAAAGUUACAACAUUUAAUGUAACAGAUGAUGCCAUAAUUAAGCCAGGUACUCCUUUGUAUGCCGCUCACUUCCGCCCCGGGCAGUUUGUGGAUGUCACUGCAAAAACAAUUGGUAAAGGAUUUCAAGGUGUCAUGAAAAGGUGGGGAUUUAAAGGUCAGCCUGCAAGCCAUGGCCAGACAAAAACUCACAGAAGACCUGGAGCAAUAUCUACCAAUCAAGCUGCCAAAGUUUAUCGUGGAAAGAAAAUGCCUGGUAAAAUGGGUAACAUCUACAGGACAUCUUUUGGAUUAAAGGUGUGGAGGAUCAAUACAAAACAUGACAUUAUUUAUGUAAAUGGGUCUGUUCCAGGUCACACCAAUUGCCUGGUGAAGGUCAGAGAUAGCAAAUUGCCUACUUACAAGGACUGCAAUAAAAACCCUCCAUUCCCUACAUUUUUUGCUGAUGGAGAUGAAGAGCUGCCAGAAGACCUUUUUGAUGAGGAGAUUUUCCAGUUCACAGAUCCAUCUGUCACAUUCGCAUAAUGUUCCUCGCAUCUCUGAAAACACAGUUUUGUUAUUUUCAUGUACAUUGCAAGGCUGUAUAAAAGUAAGCCUAUGAACUGCAGUCUGGCCAACUGACUUAAACACUUCAGGUAUUGCCAUUUUGGUCAGGUAAUCAGAUUUCCCACUGUCAGUCUCAAACCUGUACUUAAAGCAACAGGUUGGUCUGAGGGACAGAUUGUAAAGCACACCAAACUGUGUCUUCAGUGACCUUUUGUGCUCUGUCCCAGGCUGUGAAAACCUACACAAUCCUGAAAAACUGUUGUUUUGAAGAUGGUUCCAGUUCAUUUUCUGAAUGUGAACAAAUUCUGUGUCUCUUUUAUGUAAAGUAUACUGGGCAACUCUGAUCAAAUCAGAAAAAGGUUCCAAAUCUGCCUUGGCAUCUGAGGUGGGGAGGAUCCAUGAAGAAUUAUCCAAAAUAAAACAAGAAAAUGAGUGAG